Molecule: messenger RNA, 2942 nt
Organism: Propithecus coquereli (Coquerel's sifaka)
Lineage: Eukaryota; Metazoa; Chordata; Mammalia; Primates; Indriidae
Gene: CORO7
Product: coronin 7
Exons: 28
Coding region: 106-2886 (926 amino acids)
Molecular function (GO): protein binding
Source: RefSeq, a predicted model, not a curated record
GGCCGCGGGUGGGGCCGCAGGCAGCGGGCGUCGUGGCUGUUCGGCGUGCACCUGAGAGCCGACGCCCGGGUCCUCGAAGCUGCGCCCGCCGCCGUCCCUUCCGCCAUGAACCGCUUCAAGGUGUCCAAGUUCCGGCACACGGAAGCCCGGCUGCCCCGCCGCGAGGCCUGGAUCAAUGACAUUCGGGCCGGAACCACCCCCUCGUGUGGGAACCAUAUCAAAUCAAGCUGCAGCUUGAUUGCGUUCAACUCCGACCGUCCAGGUGUGUUGGGCAUCGUGCCUCUGGAAGACCAAGGAGAGGACAAGAGACACGUGGCCCACCUGGGCUGCCAUUCAGGCCUGGUCACCGACUUGGACUUCUCUCCCUUUGAUGACUUCCUCCUGGCCACGGGCUCAGCUGACAGGACGGUGAAACUCUGGCGACUGCCAGCCCCUGGCCAGGCCCUGCCCUCAGUGCCUGGGGUGGUGCUGGAGGAGGACCUCCCAGUGGCAGUGCUGCAGUUCCACCCUGCCACGGAUGGCAUUCUGGUGAGCGCGGCGGGCACAGCCGCGAAGGUCUGGGAUGCAGCCAAGCAGCAGCCCCUUGCAGAGCUGGCAGACCACAGGGACCUGGUGCAGAGCGCUAUCUGGAGCCGGGACGGAGCCCUCGUGGGCACGGCAUGCAAGGACAAGCACCUGCGGAUCUUUGACCCCAGAGCAAAGCCACAGGCCUCUCAGAGCACACAGGCCCAUGAGAACAGCAGGGACAGCCGGCUGGCCUGGACAGACACCCAGGAGCAUCUUGUGUCCACUGGAUUCAACCAGAUGCGUGAGCGCGAAGUAAAGCUCUGGGACACCCGGCUCUUCUCCAGCGCGCUGGCCUCCCUCACCCUGGACACCUCGCCCGGGUCUCUGGUGCCCCUGCUGGACCCGGACUCCAGGCUGCUGGUGCUGGCAGGAAAGGGUGAGAGUCAGCUGUACUGCUACGAGGUGGCCCCGCAGCAGCCAGCACUGAGCCCAGUGACCCAGUGUGUCCUGGAGAGUGUGCUGCGGGGGGCAGCCCUUUUGCCCCGGCGGGCGCUGGCUGUCAUGGGCUGCGAGGUGCUCCGCAUCCUGCAGCUGAGUGACACAGCCAUCGUACCCAUCAGCUACCACGUGCCCCGCAAGGCUGUGGAGUUCCACGAGGACCUGUUCCCAGACACUGCGGGCUGUGUACCUGCCUGUGACUCCCACACCUGGUGGGCUGGGAGCAGCCAGCAGGUACAGAAGGUCAGCCUCAACCCCUCCUGCCGGCCCUGGCCCAGCUUCAUAUCCUGCCUGGUGCCCCCCAUGGAGCCCUCCACCAACAGAGCCCAGCCUCGGGAGCCACCUGUGGGUGACGCAGACCGGAGCACAGACCAGAGCGAGGGCUUCUCCUCGCCGCCCAGCUCGCUGACCUCGCCCUCCACGCCCUCCAGCGUGGGGCCCUCGCACUCCAGCACCAGUGGCAUUGGUACCAGCCCUAGCCAGCGGUCUCUGCAGAGCCUGCUGGGCCCCAGUUCCAAGUUCCGCCACACUCAGGGCACCGUUCUCCACCGAGACAGCCACAUCACCAACCUCAAGGGCCUCAACCUCACUACACCCGGCGAAAGCGAUGGCUUCUGUGCCAAUCAGCUGCGUGUGGCUGUGCCCCUGCUCAGCAGUGGUGGGCAGGUGGCAGUGCUUGAGCUGCGGAAGCCUGGCCGCCUGCCCGACACAGCGCUGCCCACGCUGCAGAACGGGGCAGCUGUGACUGAUCUGGCCUGGGACCCCUUUGACACCCACCGCCUUGCUGUGGCUGGUGAGGACGCCAGGAUCCGACUGUGGCGGGUGCCCCCAGAGGGCCUGGAGGAGGUGCUUACCACGCCUGAGGCUGUACUCACAGGCCACACAGAGAAGAUCUACUCCUUGCGUUUCCACCCGCUGGCAGCUGAUGUGCUGGCCUCCUCUUCCUACGAUCUCACCGUUCGCAUCUGGAACCUUCAGGCUGGAGCUGAGUGGCUGAAGCUGCAGGGCCACCAGGACCAAAUCUUUGGCCUGGCCUGGAGUCCCAACGGGCAGCAGCUGGCCACCAUCUGCAAGGAUGGGCGUGUGCGGGUCUACGAUCCCCGGAGUGGCCCUGAGCCCCUGCAGGAAGGCCCAGGGCCCGAGGGGGGCCGUGGAGCCCGCAUCGUCUGGGUGUGUGAUGGUCGCUGUCUGCUGGUGUCUGGCUUUGACAGCCGAAGUGAGCGCCAGCUGCUCCUGUACGCGGCCGAGGCCCUGGUGGGCGGCCCCUUGGCAGUGCUGGGCCUGGAUGUGGCCCCCUCGACCCUGCUGCCCAGCUACGACCCGGACACCGGCCUGGUGCUCCUUACCGGCAAGGGCGACACCCGGGUGUUCCUGUACGAGCUGCUCCCCGAGGCCCCUUUCUUCCUGGAGUGCAACAGCUUCACGUCUCCUGACCCCCACAAGGGCUUCGUCCUCCUGCCUAAGACGGAGUGUGACGUGCGGGAAGUGGAGUUUGCCCGAUGCCUGCGGCUGCGCCAAACCUCCCUGGAGCCCGUCGCCUUCCGGCUGCCCCGAGUCAGGAAAGAGUUCUUCCAGGAUGACGUGUUCCCAGACACGGCCGUGAGCUGGGAGCCGGCGCUCAGUGCCGAGGCCUGGCUGAAGGGUGCUAAUGGGCGGCCCCGGCUUCUCAGCCUGCAGCCGCCGGACAUGACCCCAGUGAGCCAAGCCCCGCGUGAGGCCCCUGCCCGGCGGGUCCCAUCCUCAGCACAGUACCUGGAAGAGAAGUCAGACCAGCAGAAGAAGGAAGAGCUGCUGAACGCCAUGGUGGCAAAGUUAGGGAACCGGGAGGACCCGCUCCCCCAGGACUCCUUCGAAGGUGUGGACGAGGACGAGUGGGACUAGCCUGCCUGCCAGCCGCCUCUGGCCUUGCCUGCCACUGCCACCUCCCAGGUGCUCCU